UCACAAACACCAAAUUAAAUGGUUGCUGUCUUCAACAAAGAGCUCCUCAGUUGGUACCUCAUCACUCUCAAACUCAAUCAAACAGUCGAAGCCACUCCAAGAACCCUCGACUACCACCCACCCACCCCUCUUCGGCUCGAUAAAACCGAUCCCUCCGGCGACUCCGAUCGCCCGCCAAACCCGAUUCCGAUACCCAUCAAAGGCGAUCGAACAAACCACACCGACUCCGACUGGGUGAUCGCCAUCAAAGAAAAGCUCGACCAUGCCGAGCACGACGACGCCACCGGCGCAUGGGCCAAACUCUCGAUCUACCGCAUCCCGCAAUACCUCCGCGAAGGCGACGACAAGGCCUACAUCCCGCAGACCGUCUCGUUGGGGCCUUACCACCACGGCAAGCGGCGAUUACGCAACAUGGAGCGGCACAAGUGGCGCGCGCUCCACCGCGCGCUCAAACGGUACGGCCAGCGCGUUGAGGAGUACCUCGACGCGGUCCGGGAGCUCGAGGACCGCGCCCGGGCCUGCUACGAAGGCCUGAUCGCCCUGGGCAGCAACGAAUUCGUCGAGAUCAUGGUCCUCGACUCGUGCUUCGUCCUCGAGCUCUUUCGAGGCGCUGCAGGGGGUUUCGCCCCCCUCGGAUACUCCCGGAACGACCCGAUUUUCGCAAUGCGGGGGUCGAUGCAUUCGAUCCAACGGGAUAUGAUCAUGUUGGAGAAUCAGAUUCCCCUAUUUGUGCUGGACACAUUGUUCGGAAUCCAAUCGGGAUGUCUGGAUCAGACAGGGACCGUCGCGCGGCUGGCGCUGAGGUUUUUCGAUCCGUUGAUGCCGACCGACGAACCGCUGACAAAAACCGAUCGGAACAAGCUUGAAUCGUCGAUCGGAAACGCUCUGACAUUCGAUCCUUUGACGGAACAAGGAGGACUUCAUUGUCUAGAAGUUUUCCGGCGCAGCCUUUUGACGGUCGGGACAGGGACGAACAAGGCGGCGCCGCCGGCGCCGCGUGUCUGGAUAAAGCGGUGGUCGCACAACCACCGUGUCGCCGACAAGCGGCGGCAGCAGCUGAUACACUGCGUGACGGAGCUGAAGGAGUCGGGAAUCAAAUUCAGGAAGAGGAAAACGGAUCGAUUUUGGGACAUAAAGUUCGAAAACGGAAUCCUCCAAAUUCCUCGUCUCCUAAUCCACGACGGCACGAAAUCGCUGUUCCUAAACCUAAUUGCGUUCGAACAGUGUCACCUAGACUGCACGAACGACAUCACCUCGUACGUGAUUUUCAUGGACAACCUAAUAAAUUCUCCCGACGACGUCAGUUAUCUGCACUACUGCGGAAUAAUCGAGAAUUGGCUUGGGAGCGACGCCGAGGUGGCGGAUCUGUUCAACCGACUGUGUCAGGAGGUGGUGUUCGACAUCAACGACAGUUCGCUGUCGAGGUUGUCGGAACAGGUGAACAGGUAUUACGAGCACAAGUGGAAUGCGUGGAGGGCGAGCUUGAAGCACAGGUACUUCAACAAUCCGUGGUCGAUUAUUUCGGUGUUCGCCGCCGUCGUGCUGCUGGCUUUGACCCUCGCGCAGACGUUUUACAGUGUGUACGGUUAUUACAUGCCCGGUCAUUGAUUCCGACAUUUUUGUUCCUUCUGUUUGUUUUUUUUUUUUUUUCUUUUUUUUUUUUUUUUUUUUUGUGUUGGAGACGACGAUGGUGGUGAGCGUCCGUGGGGGCGCUUGUUUUUCUUUUGAAGUGCUUGGAGUUUUGGAGUAUUCGAAUUAUCACCCCAAAGGUUUUGGAAAUUGCAAUUCAUGCAUAAUCGAGGAGAUCUGGCAUUGAUUUGAUUUGCUAAACUGAAAGUAUGUAUGUUUUGUGAAACGGUAUAAAUAUAUAUGGUAUGUUUUUUUGACAAAUUU
Molecule: messenger RNA, 1893 nt
Organism: Andrographis paniculata
Lineage: Eukaryota; Viridiplantae; Streptophyta; Magnoliopsida; Lamiales; Acanthaceae
Product: UPF0481 protein At3g47200
Exons: 1
Coding region: 19-1608 (529 amino acids)
Source: RefSeq, a predicted model, not a curated record